Molecule: messenger RNA, 3632 nt
Organism: Protopterus annectens (West African lungfish)
Lineage: Eukaryota; Metazoa; Chordata; Ceratodontiformes; Protopteridae
Gene: FURIN
Product: furin, paired basic amino acid cleaving enzyme
Exons: 16
Coding region: 1083-3467 (794 amino acids)
Biological process (GO): peptide hormone processing
Cellular component (GO): Golgi membrane; trans-Golgi network
Molecular function (GO): serine-type endopeptidase activity
Source: RefSeq, a predicted model, not a curated record
AACAGUAACACUCUUCGCGUCGAAAUUCCUACUAGUAUCCUGACGUAGCAUCCGCCUUGCGCGUGUUCUUAUUGCUAAUGUGCCUCAAGUCCAUCCUGAAGGGGAGGGAAAGAGGGCAAUUAAAAACAAGAAACACAACAAAAACACAACACCGCGUUUUCAAUUAUUCUUUUUGCGGAUUGGAAAAGGGGAGCAGACGAAUUUAUGUCAGAAAUUCACAUCGACGCUGCAGGCAUGCCUGUUUGCAAUCCUGUUGUACCCCUGUUGCACCUCACUAACUACCGGGUACUGCUGCUGCAUUAUACGACGAAAAGCAACUAAAGGCAAACGUUAAGGUGUAAUUAGCUAUGCUACUGCUCACACGGAGUAGAAGCCAACAUUCAAAAAUUACAGUAUAUUAAAUGGUGAAAUUAACAUUUACUGUCGCUAGUCGAACGUUUUAUAUGUCCAAAGAGGAAAUGAGGAGGAGGCGGGGUAACGGAAAGCCAGGCCCCUUUGGAGUUACAAAUUAAACAAAACACAAACACUCAAUUACUACCUUGUAAGUGGAAGCAGAACAAGAAAUUCUCUUUUCCUGUUUCUAUUUCUCCCUUCUGGCAGAGGUGGAGCUUUACCCAUUUCUAUUACGUCACUGAUUGGCAGGAAAGACUGGCAGACUCGCACCCCGCCUCUCUGUUUUGGGAGGCGGAGGAAGGCUAUUUCUCCCCCCCACCGCACAGAAAACUCGCUUAGUUGAGAGAGACUGAGUGAGCAAUCUACUGUAUGUUGGUGGACUAGAUUACAGGAAGACGCAGGCAAUAGGGAACUAGAUCACUGUACCCCUGCUGGAUAGGACUAUUGUUUCACUGACUUCCAACUUUGGAUGCCGUCUGUGUUGUCAGUAAGAGAAGUCCAUUUGCUGGGAAUCCUGAUGCUUGCUGCUACUAAAAUCCCUGUACACAAAAUCAGCAGAAGAUGACUACAUGAUUCGAUUUCCAAAGCCAAACUGAAGAAAAAUCUUGACUAGAAGACAGCAGACCUUUUUGAUCAAUAACCAGCACAGCUGGGAGGGGUAGCACUUUUGAAUCAUAAUUUUUUUUCUAAUGGAUCUGAGACUGGAGUUGCUGUGUUUUCUUUGGACUUUCAUGUUUGUGCUAGCUAAUGUGAUGGAGACAUUUGGGAACAAAUUUUAUACUAACACAUGGGCAGUACAUAUACCAGGAGGUCAGGAAGCAGCUGAUGAAGUAGCAAAGAAACAUGGAUUUAUCAAUCAUGGACGGAUAUUUGGAGAUUACUAUCAUUUUCAUCACCGAGGCGUAGUGAAGAGGUCCCUUACAGCCCACAGAUAUCGUCAUAUUUUGUUAGAAAGAGAUACACAGGUUAGAUGGGCUGAACAGCAGGUUGUCAAACGAAGAAAGAAACGCGAUGUUUACUCAGAGCCAUCAGAUCCUAAGUUUCCCAUGCAGUGGUAUUUGCACAGUACAAAUCAGCGAGAUCUUAAUGUUAAAGAAGCCUGGGAGCUGGGCUACACUGGAAAAGAAGUAGUGGUGACUAUCCUGGAUGAUGGAAUUGAGAAGAACCACCCAGACCUUAUACAGAAUUAUGAACCAAGUGCCAGCUAUGAUGUAAAUGAUAAAGACAAUGAUCCCCAACCCCGUUAUACACAGAUGAAUGACAACAGACAUGGAACCAGAUGUGCAGGAGAGGUUGCUGCUGUGGCCAACAAUGGUAUCUGUGGUGUCGGUGUUGCUUACAAUGCUAGAAUUGGAGGUGUAAGAAUGCUCGAUGGUGAAGUAACAGAUGCUGUGGAAGCUCAGUCACUCAGUCUGAAUCCUCAGCAGAUUGAUAUCUACAGUGCCAGCUGGGGUCCUGAGGAUGAUGGCAAGACAGUAGAUGGUCCUGCUCGACUGGCCCAGGAAGCUUUCUUCAGGGGAGUUUCUGAGGGUCGUAAAGGCUUGGGAUCCAUCUUUGUUUGGGCAUCUGGGAAUGGCGGCAGAGAGCAUGACAACUGCAACUGUGAUGGCUACACCAAUAGUAUCUACACACUGUCCAUCAGUAGCACAACACAGUAUGGGAAUGUGCCCUGGUACAGUGAGGGCUGUUCUUCUACACUUGCCACAACAUAUAGCAGUGGGAACCAGAAUGAAAAACAGAUUGUGACUACUGAUCUAAGACAGAAGUGCACUGAUUCACACACAGGGACAUCAGCUUCAGCACCACUUGCUGCUGGGAUCAUUGCUCUAGCCUUGGAGGCAAACAAGAAUCUUACUUGGAGAGAUAUGCAACACUUGGUGGUGCGGACUGCCAAACCAGCUCAUCUGAACAGUAAUGACUGGGUUGUAAAUGGAGUUGGACGAAAAGUUAGCCAUUCAUAUGGCUAUGGCCUAUUGGAUGCUGGUGAAAUGGUUAAAUUGGCCAGAAACUGGACAACAGUUGGUCCACAGAGGAAGUGCGUUCAAGAAAUGUUGACAUCUUCUAAGGACAUCGGAAAUAAGUUGGAAGUUAGGAAAAGAGUGGAUGCCUGUGCGGGAAAGUCAAAUUACAUCAGUUCAUUGGAACAUGUGCAGGCAAGACUUACAUUAACUUAUAAUCGUCGAGGUGACUUGGCUAUUUAUCUUACUAGUCCAAUGGGUACACGUUCUACUCUUCUUGCACCAAGGUCACAUGAUUUCUCAUCUGAUGGAUUUAAUGACUGGGCAUUCAUGACAACACAUUCAUGGGAUGAAGAUCCUUCUGGAGAGUGGGUGGUAGAGAUUGAGAAUACUUCUGAUGCCAGUGAUUUUGGUACACUGAUGCAAUUAAUCCUUGUCCUAUAUGGUACAGACCCUGAUUCCACAACUUCUGGAAACUCACAGCCCACCAGAAUGAAGGAUGACAGCUGCAAAACUAAAGUAGAGGACAGCUCAUGUAUAGAGUGCAGGGAAGGACUUUACCUACAUGACCACAGCUGCACAGCAGUUUGCCCACCACGUUUCACCCCGGGUGCUAUAGUCAACAGCUACCAUUUGGAAAACAGUAUUGAGCAAGUGAAAGUUAUGGUCUGUCUUCAGUGUGAUGCUUCAUGUUUUACAUGCAAUGGUACCACUGCCUUUAGUUGUCUUACUUGUCCGCCGCACUCUCGUUACAAUCCUGUUGAUUUUAGUUGUUCACACCAGACACAGAGCAGCAGAGAGUCACCACCAAUAAAAGAGGAAACAACUACAUUGUCAGUCACCUCAUCUAAACUCCCUGCACUUAUCGCUGGUCUGAGCUGUGUCUUUAUUGUAGCUGUAUUCUUUAUUAUCUUCAUCUUUCUUCAAGUUAGAUCUGGGUUCAGUUUUGACAGUGUUAAAGUUUACUCCCUGGAGAAUGGACGGAAUGGAAUAAUUCCUUAUAAAGGUAUCCCUUCAGAUAUCUGGAAAGAGGAUGGGCUGUCAGAAUCGGAUGUAGAAGACUACAGCUCUCGAAGUGAAAGAACUGCCUUUAUCAAAGAACAAAGUGCCCUUUGAUAUGCAACAUUCCAUGCCAAAAUAUCUGAGAACUAAAGUCCUCCUUUUUUUCCUCCUGAAAUCAUUAGAAGACUUUGUUUAUUGCGCAUUUGUCUUCCUUCUGUAUUUUUAAAGCCUUUUAAAUUAUGGGUUGGUGUGUGCCCUAUUAUAUCCCAGAAAUAUAUA